GCAACAAUGGCCAAACAAAGCCUUACCCUAAUCACUGUCUUCAUAUCCUUGUUUUCUUUAUCUUCCCCAUCCCCUUCAAGCAAUAUUUUCCCUAACACCAUUGAUUUCUGGUGCAACAAAACACCACAUCCUCAAACAUGCAAGCAUUUUGCCUUGAUAAAUCGUGAGCCUCGUCAAGAUGAUAUCCCUAAAACGGCAUUUCAGUUCAAGAACCUCAUUCUCAGAAUUGCAAUGCAGCAAUCAGUGGAAGCCCAGAUUCAGAUCAUGUGGUUGGGAACCAAAUGCAGAAGCAAGCAAGAAAAAACAGCAUGGUCAAACUGCAUAACCCUCUACCAAGACACCAUCAACCUUCUCAACCAAGCACUUAACCCUACCAAACAAAGCUCAACCUAUGAUCUCCAAACAUGGCUCAGCACAGCCCUAACCAACAUCGACACGUGCCAAACAGGGUUCCACGAGCUCCGAGUUGUCAACAACGUUCUACCCUUCAUUCCCAACAAGAACAUCUCAGAGAUCAUAAGUGACUUUUUGGCUCUCAACAAUGCUUCUUCUUUCAUUCCUCCAAAGACUCACAAAAAUGGCUUCCCCACAUGGUUAUCUCCGAAUGACAGGAAGCUUUUGGAGUCGCCACCAUCGUUUAUACCAGAUGUUGUUGUGGCCAAAGAUGGUUCUGGGAACUUUGAGACCAUCAGAGAAGCUUUGAAAGUAGUCCCCAAGAUGAGCCAGAAGAGGUUUGUGAUAUAUGUGAAACGUGGGGUUUACAAUGAAAACAUUGAGAUUGAGAAUUCCAUGAAGAAUGUUAUGCUGUAUGGUGAUGGUAUAAAGCUCACCAUCAUUUCUGGUAGCCGAAGUGUCGGAGGAGGUUUCACCACUUUUGAUUCGGCAACCGUCGCGAUCAGAGGAGAUGGGUUCAUUGGACGUGGCAUCACAUUUCGCAACAGUGCAGGUCCAGAGAAGCACCAAGCAGUGGCGGUGCGUUGUGGUGGUGACUUCUCAGUGUUCUAUCGGUGUGGGUUUGAAGGGUACCAAGACACUCUGUAUGUGCACUCUCAGAGACAGUUCUACAGAGAUUGCUACAUCUAUGGCACCGUGGAUUUCAUCUUUGGCAACGCUGCUGUGGUUUUUCAAUCCUGCAACAUUUACGCAAGAAGACCAAUGCAAAAACAGAAAAACGUCAUAACAGCACAAGGUAGAACAGAUCCAAAUCAGAACACUGGGAUCUGCAUUCAGAAUUCACGUGUUAUGGCUGCUCAAGACCUAGCCCCUGUGUUGAGUUCCUUCAAGACCUUCUUGGGAAGGCCAUGGAGGGAGUAUUCAAGGACAGUGUUCCUGCAAACUUACCUUGAUGAAUUGAUUGAGCCUGCAGGGUGGUUGGAGUGGAAAGACGAUUUUGCCCUUGAGACUUUGUACUAUGGAGAGUUCAAGAACCUUGGCCCUAGGGCUUCCACAAGAGACAGAGUGAAAUGGCGUGGCUUCCAUGCCAUAACAAGUGCAACCGAAGCUUCCAAAUUCACAGUUGAGAAUUUUAUUGGUGGAAGAUCAUGGUUACCAGACACAGGCAUUCCAUUUUUCUAA
Messenger RNA from Vigna unguiculata (cowpea), 1575 nucleotides. RefSeq names its product pectinesterase-like. Lineage: Eukaryota; Viridiplantae; Streptophyta; Magnoliopsida; Fabales; Fabaceae. Gene Ontology annotation, biological process: cell wall modification. Gene Ontology annotation, molecular function: enzyme inhibitor activity; pectinesterase activity. The record is from RefSeq and is a predicted model, not a curated record.